UAGUGUAGCGCACAAAAAUGUUACAUCCCUGUUAAAAUCAACUUAAUGUGCGGCAUAUCAAAAAGGUGAUUACAUUCUAUGAUGAUUGAACAGGUGCGCUACGUGCUAGGGACUAUAAAAGGCCAUUCUAUUAAAAAAAAAGUCAUACAAAACAAUGACACAGACGUCUUAAGCUUUAAGGCAUUUAGAAUGCAGGAAUUUCCACCAGAGCUGCUACCAUAGAUGUUAAUUUCUCUAAGGCGCAUCCAACGUCUUUUUUAGAGAAAUUGACAGUACAACUGUACAACAGUCCAAGCAGACUAGGUGUUGCCACAUUUGCUUUCUGCCACCUUUGUCCCCUCGUGUGUCGGCAUGAUAAUCCGCAGCUCCAUGUUGCAACGAUCUGUACACAACUCCUAGAAGAUGAAAAUGUCCCACUUCUUCCACGUCAGCCGCAGUGUUUGGGAUGCUCUGAAUUGAAGCCUAUCCCAGACGUCCCAGGCGGCUCUUCUGCCUUAAUAAGGGCGAUGUCAUCCACUGAGACCGGAACAAGCGUUCCGAAACUUCAUCGCCUCUUUAUCAAAUUUGACCCCGAGGCUACAGGGGUGGUGGCGAUUCUCCUAGGAGUGUUCCAGGUGUUGUUGGCGGUCCCUCUUUACUACAUGGACAUCAGCUUACCCAAAGCACAAUUUUUACUUCCAUUAUUUAUAGGCAUCCUGUUUGUGAUGGCAGGAUCGUUCGCCGUUGCCUGUGAGAAGACUCCCAGCAGACAUCUGCUGACAGGCUGUGCCUACACUAAUGUGGCGAGCCUGCUGGCGGGGCUAUUGGCUCUGUGUAUAUAUAGUGUCUCUCUGAAUAAUGUUCAGGCUUCUGCAGAAUCUUGCACUCUGUACAAAGCUGAGUCACUGGAUGAUAAAUGCCCUGGAGAGUUCUUGGAGGAUUUCUUCAGGAGUAUCACAGCCCUGCUUAUUGUUUAUGACCUGGGAGCCCUAAUCCUCCACACUCUUCUCUCAUUUUCUGCAUUGAAAGGCCUGAGAGUAGGGCUGUGCCGAAUUAUCAAUUAAUGAAACCAAUGAACCAGUUGAUAAUAUUUGAACAUUCCUGUUGGUCACCCUUCCUUUAAAUUUUUCAACUUUUUAUGUUUGUUCUUUUUUUAAGUUUAUUUGUGCCUUUCAAGCUUUAUAGGAUCAGUUAAUAUUUUUUCUAGAAACCUAUUAAACUAAUUUGCAUAAA
This is a messenger RNA of Esox lucius (northern pike), 1212 nucleotides long. RefSeq lists its product as uncharacterized. The transcript is spliced from 7 exons. Lineage: Eukaryota; Metazoa; Chordata; Actinopteri; Esociformes; Esocidae. The record is from RefSeq and is a predicted model, not a curated record. The coding region runs from base 507 to 1043 and encodes 178 amino acids. Gene Ontology annotation, cellular component: membrane.